Messenger RNA from Chenopodium quinoa (quinoa), 1261 nucleotides. RefSeq lists its product as uncharacterized. The record is from RefSeq and is a predicted model, not a curated record. Lineage: Eukaryota; Viridiplantae; Streptophyta; Magnoliopsida; Caryophyllales; Amaranthaceae. The transcript has 2 exons. Bases 372 to 860 code for a protein of 162 amino acids.
AUAACAAAGAAACUACGAAUUCAUUUACCUCUUCUAAUCAGUUGUAUUUAAAAAGGCAGACUAAUGAAAUGUAUUGCACUUAUUAAAAAAAUAAAGAAAGAAAUAUUAAUAAUAAAUUAAUAAUAAUGAUAAUAAUAAUACCAUAAAAAGGAAGCAACCCACUCAUACACUUGAUUCUCACUCUCCACCAUCCUUCCAAUUCCUAAAAGCUCAACCAACGGCCAAGAUUCCCUCCUCAUUUCUUGCUCUUAUUAGUAUUUUCCACUCCAUACUCCUUUUAUCCUCCCUCACUCCCUCCCCUUCUACUCCUCCCUCCAUCCUCCCUCCCUCCCGAGAUCGACGACGACAUCGACUUGUCAACGACAACCAAGAUGUUAUUGGGUAAGAGAGCUCGUCGCCACCCUAUGAAGAGAACCACCAGUAUGACGGAGUUCUCUUACGACGAUCUCUCCAUCAUCCAUCCUCAUCCUCAUCCUCCUCCACCAUCCUCGUCAUCCGAUCAACCCCGUGACGGGGUUGAUCAUCCUUAUAACACUCAACACCUUCAUAAAGUUAUGGGUUUUGUUUCUCCUAGAGGGAUCCAUAGGCGUAACUCUGCUGAUUUCGCUCUCCAAUCUUCCAACUCUCCUACUAACAAUACCUUCCUUAGAACUUGCUGCCUUUGUAGCCGCCGCCUCGCUCCCGGCCGUGAUAUCUACAUGUAUAGAGGAGAUAGUGCAUUUUGCAGUUUAGAGUGCCGGCAACAGCAAAUGACACAAGAUGAGAGGAAAGAGAAAUGCACUCCUAAAGAAUCCAAUUCUUCUUCAUCUCACCCUACACCUGUCUCUUCUUCCAAAUCCGAGAAAAUCGCUGCGUUGUAAGGGAUAUUUACCACAAAACGACGAGUUUUGUAUUUUUUUUUUUUCUUUCCUUUUUUUUCCUCUCCCAUUUACAAGAAUAUAAGUAUAUUAAAAAAAAAUUGGAAGUUUUAUGCUUGAUAUUUUAUGGAGGUGAGCGUGAGGGAUGGAUCGAGUGGUUAGAGAUUUUCUCUUGUUGGUCUCAUGUGAUUCUGAGAUCGAUACUCAUCAUCCGUUCUUAUAGUCUCUAAACACCAAAAAAAAAAAAAAAUAUAAUGAGAGGUGGGCAAAAUUGGAAUUUCGACGGUAUCUGAAUUGUGACCGUGGCUAAUCAAUCAUCUUGUAUUUGUAAUGCAAGCUUGUAAAGAUUUACUAGCUGUUACUAUGUAUGAUGAAAGGUUUUGAAUAUAAUGGUAGGUUUGGAA